AUGGAGGCACAGCAGGCGCUGGUGGCCUCCAAGGACGGGGAUGUGGUCACCUUGGAGCGGCUGUUGGAGGCUGGCGCCCUGAGAGCAGACAUCACUGAUGAUUUGGGGGCUGGCCUGGUGCACCAUGCCACCCGGGCUGGUCACCUGGACUGUGUCAAGUUCCUGGUACAGAGAGCCAAGCUGCCGGGCAACCAGCAGGCACACAACGGGGCCACACCAGUGCACGAUGCAGCCGCCACGGGCAACCUGGCAGAGCUCUGCUGGCUGGUCCGUGACGGGGGCUGCGGGCUGCAGGACCAAGAUGCCUCAGGUGUCUCCCCGCUGCACCUGGCUGCCCGGUUUGGACACCCGGCCCUGGUGGAGUGGUUGCUACGGGAGGGCCACUCAGCCACACUGGAGACGCUGGAAGGCGCCUUGCCACUGCAUCACGCUGCUGUAAGUGGUGACCUGACCUGUCUGAAACUCCUGACGGCAGCCCACAGCAGUGGCGUGAACCAGCGGACAUGCAGUGGUGCCUCUCCUCUCUACCUGGCCUGCCAAGAGGGCCACCUGCAUCUGGCACAGUUCCUGGUGAAAGACUGCGGGGCCGACGUGCGCCUGCGAGCCCUGGACGGCAUGAGCUCCUUGCACGCGGCGGCUGCCCGGGGCCACUACUCUCUAGUUGUCUGGCUGGUCACGUUCACAGACAUCGGCCUGACAGCACGGGAUAAUGAAGGAGCCACUGCCCUGCAUUUUGCAGCUCGGGGAGGCCACACACCUAUUCUUGACCGGCUCCUGCUCAUGGGCGCCCCCAUCAUGAGAGACUCCUGGGGAGGGACCCCCCUGCAUGAUGCAGCCGAGAAUGGACACAUGGAGUGCUGCCAGACCCUGCUCUCCCACCACGUAGACCCCUUCCUGCGGGAUGAAGAUGGGUAUACAGCGAUAGACCUGGCAGAAUAUCACGGACACCAGGAUUGUGCCCAGUUCCUUCGGGAAAUGUCUCGGCCGGUGCCAGUCCUGAUGACACCCCCACCCCCACCGUUUCCACCUCCUCCACUGCUGGCUGCAAAACUCUCCCUGGAAGACGAAAGAAGAGGGGACUCAGGACCCAGGAGCCCCUCGUCUGUGACUCUCAGCCCAGUGUGGCCUGCUCAGCCUGUCCCCAGGGAAUCGAUGGCCUGCACAGCCCCUCUGGGAGUCACCACCCCAGCUGCCCUUCAGGGCCCUGAGGUGCAAGCCCGGGACUCCCAUGACGGCCUGGCCGCCCUGCAGCUGGAUGGGUUGCCUUCGGGAGACCUUGACAUGCUGGUACCCACACAGGAUGAGCGGGGCCGGCCCAUCCCUGAGUGGAAGCGGCAGGUGAUGGUGCGGAAGCUGCAGGCUCGCCUGGGUGCGGACGAGCCUCCGGAAGAUCAGGACCAGAGUCAGAGGCAGGACUCAGGCCCCACCCCUACAGAACAGGCAACUUGGAGGUAUUCGCAGACGCACCAGGCCAUCCUGGGCCCCUUCGGGGAGCUGCUGACAGAAGAUGACCUUGUCUACCUGGAGAAGCAGAUCAACGACCUGCAGCUCCGGCGCCGAUGUCAGGAGUACGAGAGCGAGCUGGGCCGCCUGGCAGCUCAGCUGCAGGCCCUCCUGCCCGAGCCCCUGGUCAGCAUCACCGUCAACAGCCACUUUCUGCCCCGGGCUCCCGGCCUGGAAGACGAGGAAGCUCCAGUCCUGGCGCCUGAACUCGAAGCCUCUGAGGAGCCCGGGAAGGCAGAGCCCAGAGGACAGCCACUGCCCUUCUGGUGCGGCCACAUCGGUCGCCUGGUGCGCAGCAUGUCCCUGCUGCUGAAAGGCAUGAACGGGCUGGCACAGGGCGAGGAGAAGCCACCCGACCCGGUCCCGCAGGACCCAGGCAAGGAGACCCUUGCGGGUCCCUCUCGGAGCGAGGCCCAGCGCGAGAUCCAGGAGUGCGGAGUGUCAGUUCGGACGUUGCGGGGAAACUUCGAGUUCCCUCCGGAUCUGCCCUGCGCCUCGAACUCGGGUCCCUGUGAGCUGGGGGCGCGGCCCGGACAGUGUCUGAGAGGCUGCUGGUCGGCGCCGCCACAACCCCGAGGAGACCCGAUGGGUGGGGAGCCCCGGCCAGGCGACACGGAGGAGGCCAGCGACUCGGGCAUCAGUUGUGAGGAGGCCCCGUCAGAGGCUGGCGCGGGUCCGGGGCUGGACCUGGCCAGCCUGCGCAAAGAGCGCAUCGUCAUGCUCUUCCUGGGCCAUUGGAAGAAGUCCGCCUACACGCCCGCGCUCAGGACGGCGGCCUGCAGGACCCUGGAGGCUCAACGUGCACGAUCCAGGGCCCCCGAGGCCGCGGGUAGCCCCCGGUCGCCCUCCCCGCAGCCCAGCGACGGUCCCCGGCUCGGCCACCUGUGGCAGCAGCGUGGCAUCAUCACCCACCUGCUGGGCACCUGGAAAGCCAUCAUGGCGCACGUGCCGGCCCGGCAGCUGCGGAGGCUGAGCCGCAGGGCGCGUGGUCCCCUGUCCCCCGAGCAGUUCUUGCCGCACGUGGACGGGGCCCCGGUGCCCUACAACAGCCUCUCGCUGGACCUCUUCAUGCUCGGCUACUUCCAGCUCCUGGAGUGCGACCUGCCGGCCGAGGAGCGCAAGAUGCGCCACCUGCUGUGCUUCGAGGUUUUCGAGCAUCUGGGCGCUCACGGCUGGGAGGCCGUGCGAGCCUUCCAUAAAGCAGUGACCGACGAGGUGGCCGCGGGCCGCCGUGCCUGGACCGACGGCUUCGAGGACAUCAAAGCCCGCUUCUUCGGUUCCAGCCAGGGUCCCCCCUGGGACGUGGAGCCGGGUCGCAAGCUGGGCCUGACACCACUCGGGUCCUUGCCCCAUGCUGCCCUUCCUGGCAGCGGCCCCGAACCUGUGGCGCCAAGGCUGGGGUCCGACUCCCAACGGAGCAGCUUCAACAGCGGAGACAUCUGUGGCUACAUCGAUCGCAGCUUCGCCUUCUGGAAGGAGAAAGAAGCUGAGAUGUUUAACUUUGGAGAAUGACUGUUCACCCGGGUGGGACAGGACCCUGGGGGAGGUUUGGGGUUCCGUUUUUCAUUCUUUGCGCUCCCCGGGGGUCAGGGGAAGUGGGCACGGUGAUAGUUGACUUCUGUCUUCAGAGAUCAGUGGUCUCUCAAGCCAUGGUGUCCAUCUUUUCUGAGCAGCGAUUGGGGUCAAAUUCUUCUCACUGUGAGCACAGUCCUCAGGCCCUCAGGUGGUCAUAUGGGUCUGGGGGUCCUGCAGUUAAGGAGCAGCUGGCCAUUCCAGCACUAGGGUCCCCUGGUCUUGUUUCCAGCCGUCACAUGGUGUCUCCAGCUUCAGUUUCAACGGCUCAGGUGGUCUCAGCCACACUGCCACCCUCUCUACACCUCCCCUUGGGCCUCAGCCCUGGGCCUGCCUCUGCUGUUUGUUGUUGUUUGCUUGUUUUCUGGUAACUUCCUAUCUCUGAAACCAGAGGGAGCUGUGUCUGGAGUGAACACUCUCCCUGACAGGAGCGCUUCUCUGGAGGAGACCCCAAAGCCCCAAGGCAGACAAGUGGAUCCGCCCAAUCCUCCUGCUGGUCAGUCAGAGCUGCUGUUGCAUGUAGGUUAGUUAGUAGCAUCUCUCUCCUCCGGCACUGCCUGGCCCUGAGGGAAGGCUCCCUGUCAGGCCUCUGUCCUCCAGCUGACUAACUCUUCCAAGACCCUCAGUGUGGCUGGGCCACAGGAGGUCCUGAAGAGCAAGGACCCAGGAAUAUCUGUCCACCAAGAGGAGAGGAAUCCUCCGUAUAGAAAGAGUGGUACCCCCUGAAAGGAAACUGGGCACAGCUUACAGCAAGGGGAGACCAUAGCAGGGGUGUUCAUGUGGACAUUUGGGUGUCACCUUCUCACUUAGGCACAGAGAAAGGAGCCAUACACCUUGGGGAUUCCAGGUGCCACAGAGAACCACAGGUGCUAGAGAGGGAGCCCUUCCUGCUCUCCCCCAGAGUGCUGACUCUAAGACAGGGUUUGCUUGAUUCCAGCUUCCGGUGACAGACAGAAGGAUGAGCCACCACCUACCUCAUGGGGCCCAGGAGAACUGGCCCAGAAUCCAUGGAGGACUUUGGGGUGGUGACUUUUUGAGGAAACUACAAUUGGCAUGGAACAGGGACCUGAAGUCAAGCCUCUUUGGAGGCAAAGUCCUGCACAAUGGAGACAGGCCAUCUUCAUGAGUCUCUUACAGUGUCCUCGCAUUACCACUAGGGGGCGCAGGGAGCCCUAGCCUCGGGCUCUGGGAUGCUACUCCUAGAAAGGCUGUAGAAAGGCUGCUUUGGCUGGAGCAGAGCCCCACAGACUCAAGACUAGGCUGGGGUCCCAAGGGUGGGGACUCCAGGGAGAUAAGGUUGGCACAGGAUGGGUUUUGGUGCUGGAAGAGCCACAGGGGCCAUGGCACAGGUCCUGGCUCCAAGUUGCCUCCAGCCUGGGGCCCACCCUGGGACCUGCUGUGAGGUGACAGGGUGAAUCCUCCUUCUCUGUGAAUCCUCCUUCUCUGCCCUUGACUUCCUCUGCUUUUAGAGUCUCAUCAGAAGCUGAAGCUGGAUGUAUGUUUGCUAGACAAAAUGGCCGUUCCUGGCUGGUGAGCACGUGUCACUCUACCUCCCGGGAAGGCUACCUGUGAGCGGACGCUCAGACCCCAGUGUCUGUGCAGCUGUAACAACUAGAUAACUAGAUUCCUCCCUACACCGUGGGAUCCGGGAUGUGGUGCUGAGGCUGGCUUGCCCGCUCCACAUCCUGGUAGAGUUCGCCAUUGGCUCAGAUGCUCACUAGCUUGUAGAACUUCCAUAAGUAGACAGUGGUAGGCAGGGCGCCCAGAGGGUAGUGACAGUCAUCCUUUUAGAGAGUAACAAAGAAGGAUGCUGCAUUGCAGUGGGAAGGGCAGCAGGCACAGAGCCCAGCCUUGAGUCUCCUAGACAAGAAGAGGGCAC
Messenger RNA from Apodemus sylvaticus (European woodmouse), 4954 nucleotides. It is a transcript of the gene Espnl, whose product is annotated as espin like. Gene Ontology annotation, biological process: actin filament bundle assembly. Gene Ontology annotation, cellular component: cytoplasm. Lineage: Eukaryota; Metazoa; Chordata; Mammalia; Rodentia; Muridae. The transcript has 9 exons. Gene Ontology annotation, molecular function: actin filament binding. The record is from RefSeq and is a predicted model, not a curated record. Bases 1 to 3015 code for a protein of 1004 amino acids.